Gossypium raimondii (Peruvian cotton) is the source of this 315-nucleotide messenger RNA. RefSeq names its product 60S ribosomal protein L28-1-like. Gene Ontology annotation, molecular function: structural constituent of ribosome. The annotation marks the transcript as partial. Gene Ontology annotation, biological process: translation. NCBI's taxonomy places the organism in Eukaryota, Viridiplantae, Streptophyta, Magnoliopsida, Malvales, Malvaceae. The record is from RefSeq and is a predicted model, not a curated record. The transcript is spliced from 2 exons. Gene Ontology annotation, cellular component: ribosome; cytosolic large ribosomal subunit.
UUUUUUGUAUCGGCACCCGGACAGUUGAUUUGGGAGGUAGUGAAGAAGAAUAAUUGCUUUUUGGUGAGGCAGUUUGGAAGAGGAACUGCUAGCCUUCAGUUCAGCAAAGAGCCCAACAAUCUCUACAACCUACACUCCUACAAACACUCUGGGUUGGCAAACAAGAAAACAGUCACCAUUCAAAGUGGGGGCAAAGACCAGUCUGUGCUGCUAGCAACCACCAAGACUAAGAAGCAGAACAAGCUUUCGGCCUUGCUUCACAAGUCACUCAUGAAAAAGGAGUUCCCCAGGAUGGCCAAGGCGGUCAAAAACUAG